AUGAGAGGGUCUGCAGAAGAGUCGUAUUCCCUUCUCCCUUCCUAUUGUUAUGAGUUGGAGCGUACAAAUCCGGGAACUUUGACAUACAUUGAGACUGAUGCAGCCGACCACUUCUUAUAUUUUUUUAUGUCCAUUGGUGCAUGCAUACGAGGAUUUAAGUCGUCAAUGCGGCCCGUGAUUGCUGUUGAUGCUACCCAUUUGAAGUGCAAGUAUAAAGGUGUUUUGUUUGUUGCGACCGCAUUUGACGGAAAUCGCAACAUAUAUCCUGUUGCCUUUGGGAUUGGAGAUUUGGAGACGGAUGCAGCAUGGGAGUGGUUUUUGAGAAAAUUACAUUGUGCAAUUGGUGAUUGCUCGAAUCUUGUUGUCAUAUCUGAUCGCAAUGUUAGCAUACAACAUGGGUUGCGUAGAGUUUUUCCUGGGGCAAGCCAUGGUAUUUGCUUUUAUCACUUGAAGGGCAAUAUGAAAGCCUCAUUUCACUUGAAGCAACGGGAUCCGAUAUUGGGGUAUUUUAUAAGGGCAGCGAAGUCUUAUCGUCUAGCGGAGUUCAAUCGUCACUUCUCGAUGAUAAACAAUGAGCGAGUGCGAAAUUAUCUACUACGUGCAGGCGUUCAGAAGUGGUCACGGGCCCACUGUGAUGGACGACGCUAUAAUGUGAUGACAACGAAUAUUGUGGAGUCCAUUAAUUCAGUUCUUCGUUUUGCAAGGAUGCUUCCGGUCCUACACUUGAUCGAUGAAAUCACAAAUUUACUUCUCACUUGGUUUAGUCAACGUCGAGAUUUAGCAAUGAAAUGUCAUUCUACAUUGUGCCCUGAUUUGGGUGAACAGAAGUUAAGGAAGAGGUUAGACGCUGCGUCAAGGAUGAAUGUGGUCAAAAUCAAUGAUGUUGAGUAUAAUGUUCUCGAUGGAAGUUUGACUUGGAGCAACUCCCGUGCAAGCAUGCUAUUGCGGUAUGUCGGCACUUGA
Molecule: messenger RNA, 963 nt
Organism: Prunus dulcis (almond)
Lineage: Eukaryota; Viridiplantae; Streptophyta; Magnoliopsida; Rosales; Rosaceae
Exons: 2
Coding region: 1-963 (320 amino acids)
Source: RefSeq, a predicted model, not a curated record